This is a messenger RNA of Aspergillus tubingensis, 561 nucleotides long. RefSeq names its product putative iron-sulfur cofactor synthesis protein (Isu1). The transcript is spliced from 4 exons. Bases 1 to 561 code for a protein of 186 amino acids. The record is from RefSeq and is a predicted model, not a curated record. Gene Ontology annotation, cellular component: mitochondrial matrix; cytoplasm. Gene Ontology annotation, molecular function: 2 iron, 2 sulfur cluster binding; ferrous iron binding. Gene Ontology annotation, biological process: iron-sulfur cluster assembly; intracellular iron ion homeostasis. Lineage: Eukaryota; Fungi; Ascomycota; Eurotiomycetes; Eurotiales; Aspergillaceae.
AUGUUCCGUCGUCUAGUAACAGUUGUUCCUCGCUCCGGCGUCCUUUCGCCUCGCAGCGUCACCCCGGCCGUCUCCGGAAUCCAGCAAGCCAAAAUACUGACCAUCCCUGCACUGUUGGACCACUACUCCAACCCAAGAAACGUCGGCUCCAUGGCCAAGUCUAUGGAUGUUGGUACCGGUCUCGUCGGCGCCCCGGCCUGUGGCGAUGUCAUGAAGCUUCAGAUCCGCGUCGACAAGGACAGCAACAAGAUCAGCGACGUCAAGUUCAAGACUUUCGGUUGCGGUAGCGCUAUUGCCAGCUCGAGUUAUCUGACUGAGUUGGUCCGCGGAAUGACCCUCGACGAGGCCGCUAAGAUCCGUAACACCGAUAUCGCCAAGGAGCUGUGCUUGCCUCCUGUCAAGCUGCACUGCUCUAUGCUUGCCGAAGACGCCAUCAAGUCCGCCAUCUCGGAUUACUACACCAAGAACCCUCGCACCGUGAAGACCGAUCUGUCCGGCACGGGCGCCUCUAUCCCUGAGGUGCAGGUGGAGGUUGAGAAGACCAGCAGCGCUACUGCUUAA